AUGGUUAAAAACCGUCACCCUCUUCCUCUCAUCCUGAAGCUCUUGGUACGUCUGCAGGAGGCUCGUUGGUUCACAAAGCUGGACCUGAGAGGGUCCUACAACUUCCUCGAAAUCCAGCAGGGGGACAAGUGGAAAACUGCUUUCCACACCAGGUACAGCCACUACGAGUAUCUUGUGAUGCCAUUUGGUGGCUGCAAUGUUCCAACCACCUUCCAACAUUUUAUAAAUGAUGUCCUGAGGGACUUGCUUGAUAAUUCUGUCGUGGCAUACCUGGAUGACAUCUUGACUUUUUCAACCACUCAAGAGGCUCACGUAGACUACAUGCAGGAAGUCUCAAGUGACUUGUGA
This is a messenger RNA of Nipponia nippon (crested ibis), 348 nucleotides long. The record is from RefSeq and is a predicted model, not a curated record. Lineage: Eukaryota; Metazoa; Chordata; Aves; Pelecaniformes; Threskiornithidae.